This is a messenger RNA of Lotus japonicus, 1592 nucleotides long. RefSeq names its product plant-specific TFIIB-related protein 1. The transcript has 3 exons. Gene Ontology annotation, biological process: transcription preinitiation complex assembly; DNA-templated transcription initiation. Gene Ontology annotation, molecular function: TBP-class protein binding. Bases 19 to 1416 code for a protein of 465 amino acids. The record is from RefSeq and is a predicted model, not a curated record. NCBI's taxonomy places the organism in Eukaryota, Viridiplantae, Streptophyta, Magnoliopsida, Fabales, Fabaceae. Gene Ontology annotation, cellular component: nucleus; transcription preinitiation complex.
CGUUUACUGACACAGCAAAUGGAAAAGGGGAAAAUGAAGUGUCCGUACUGCUCGGCGGCGGCUGGCCGUUGCGCCACCACGAGCUCCGGCAGGUCAAUAACGGAGUGCACGUCUUGCGGCCGGGUCAUGGAAGAGCGACAAUCGCAUCCCCACCACGUCUUCCACCUCCGCGCCCAAGACAACCCUCUGUGCCUCGCCACCUCCGAUCUCCCUCUCCCGACUCUCCACCACCAAAACGACGCCGGCGACGAGGAGGACCCUUUCGAACCCACGGGCUUCCUCACCGCGUUCUCCACCUGGUCCCUGGAACCCAGCCCGCUUUACCUUCAGUCCUCCAUCGCGUUCUCCGGCCACCUCGCUGAACUCGAGCGCACUCUCGAAUCGUCUUCUUCUUCUUCAGCUACAGUCGUGGUUGAUAACUUGAGGGCGUACAUGCAGAUUAUCGAUGUUGCCUCCAUUCUGGGCUUGGAUUGCGAUAUCUCCGAUCACGCUUUUCAAUUGUUCAGGGAUUGUUGCUCCGCCACUUGCUUGAGAAACCGCAGUGUGGAGGCUCUUGCCACCGCCGCUCUUGUUCAUGCCAUUCGAGAGGCUCAAGAGCCCAGAACCCUCCAGGAAAUUUCAAUUGCGGCCAAUGUGCCGCAGAAGGAAAUAGGGAAAUACAUCAAGAUACUUGGAGAAGCUUUGCAGCUAAGUCAACCUAUUAACAGCAACUCCAUUUCAGUUCAUAUGCCAAGAUUUUGCACACUUCUCCAGCUCAAUAAAUCUGCUCAGGAACUGGCUACUCACAUAGGAGAGGUUGUGAUCAACAAAUGCUUCUGCACUCGUAGGAAUCCAAUUAGCAUCUCAGCUGCUGCUAUAUAUUUAGCUUGCCAACUUGAAGAUAAACGCAAAACACAAGCUGAAAUUUGCAAGGUAACUGGACUUACUGAAGUCACCCUCCGUAAAGUGUACAAGGAACUAUUGGAGAAUUGGGAUGAUUUACUUCCCUCUAAUUACACCCCAGCUGUUCCUCCUGAGAGGGCAUUCCCCACGACCGUAAUUGCCUCUGCUCGUUCUUCAACAAAGGUUGAUGCUAUAGAGGUUACUUCUUUAGACUCCGAAAAGUUGCCAGAAAUUAAACCUAGUAAACCUAAUGAGGUCUUAGUGCCUUCCAGUGGAAUACAUAAUAAUCAGAAUGUUACACAAGGAAUGGAUAUUGAUGUAUUCCAGCGUAACCACCACCAACCUGAACCUUUAGGAGAUGACACAAAUGGUGGGGCUAGUGUCAGUUAUCCAAAAUCAAGCCAACUUAGCAGUCCUCCACCAUCAAGUGCAAGCUCUGUUGUGAGGGCGUUUUCAGCACCACCUUCAUCGAGGCCUCCAAAUGUUCGAUUAGUGCAGUCACUUAAGACAAUGUCAGGUUAUCCCGAGCACUGAAAUUACUUCUUGUGCUAACACCUAAUAUGAUUUUGUUUCGUGUAUCACUGUAUUUAUAUGUACUGUAUAAUUUGUUUGUUUCUGAGGUGUGAGGCAGCUAUGUUGUGAUUGUUGCGUAUAGUUGAAAUAUGGAAAUGAUUUAUUUGGGUCUUUUAUUGUACCCUUUUUAUUUUGAA